Nicrophorus vespilloides is the source of this 1173-nucleotide messenger RNA. It is a transcript of the gene Lmx1a, whose product is annotated as LIM homeobox transcription factor 1-beta. The record is from RefSeq and is a predicted model, not a curated record. Lineage: Eukaryota; Metazoa; Arthropoda; Insecta; Coleoptera; Silphidae. Gene Ontology annotation, molecular function: RNA polymerase II transcription regulatory region sequence-specific DNA binding; DNA-binding transcription factor activity, RNA polymerase II-specific. Gene Ontology annotation, biological process: regulation of transcription by RNA polymerase II; neuron differentiation. Gene Ontology annotation, cellular component: nucleus.
AUGGUACGCUAAUAAAAUGCGAGAAAACGUACGAGAUGUGCGAGGGUUGCGGCCAGAAGAUCCACGAUCGGUACCUGAUGAGAGUGGCGGACGCGAGCUGGCACGAACACUGUCUCUCCUGCUGCAUCUGCGGAGUCCUGCUGAACCAUUCCUGCUACACCCGAAACACUAAACUCUAUUGCAAAGCCGACUACGACAGGAUAUUCGGAGUGAAAUGCACGCGAUGCGGAGAUCGUCUUCUGCCGCACGAGAUGGUGAUGAGGGCGCAGCAGCACGUCUACCAUCUGCCGUGUUUCGUGUGCGUGAUCUGUCGACAGCCGCUGCAGAAGGGCGAGCAGUUCGUGUUGAGAGCGGGACAGCUCUUCUGCAGACAGGAUUUCGAGAAGGAGAUGUAUCUGAUGCAGCAGGCCGGAUCCGGAGACGACGAUCUCUUAGACGAGAACACGAGACCAAGAGACGGAAGACGCGGCCCGAAGAGGCCGAGAACGAUACUGACUUCGGCGCAGCGGAGACAGUUCAAAGCCUCCUUCGAGGUGAGCCCGAAACCGUGUCGGAAGGUCAGAGAAGCCUUGGCGAAGGAGACCGGUCUCAGCGUGAGGGUGGUGCAGGUGUGGUUCCAAAACCAGAGAGCGAAGAUGAAGAAGAUCCAGAGGAAGGCGAAGCAAGACGACGGUAAAUCAGGAGACAAGGAUAAAGGCGAUAAAGACGAUAAGAUCAUCAAGCAGGAGUCACCGAGCAGCGAGCACGGACACUACAUGAGUCUCAGCAGUUUAGCCGACGGUCAUUUCCCAACGUCGACGCAACCUUUGAACCCCAACAUGCCCUACUCACCAGACGACGCUUAUCCUGCGCAUUCCGGUGAAAGCUUCUGCAGCUCGGACAUCUCCCUCGACGACAGCACGAAUUUCGACCAUCUCGACGAGGCCACCUCCGACACGAUGUCUCUGCAAAACCUGGAGAUGCAAGGUGGGCAUUCGCAUCCGCACGAGACGAUGGCCGGUGGAAUCGCCAAUCCCAUAGACAAACUCUACCUCAUGCAGAACUCGUACUUCAGCACCGAAUAAUAAUCGCUGCUUCUUCAACAAAAUCCCAAAGCAACAAUUCUAGUCGAAACUGCGAAUCAAAAAAAAACACUUGUUACCGGUGCAUUUCUCUUGUGUGUGUAUAAAUACU